GCCGGGAGUUGUAGUCCCGGGUCGCAUCUGGGUUAUGGCAGCGGCGGGCAGGCCCGGUCCGGGCGGUGUCCCCGCGGUGCGGGUCGCCAGCGGCCACAGCAUCCCGGUGCUGGGGCUCGGUACUUCCCACCGGGGUGGCUAUUCCCAUGCUGCAGUGGUCCAUGCCCUGCAGAGAUGUGGCAUUCGUCACAUUGACACAGCAAAGAGGUAUGGCUGUGAAUCCCUGCUCCAAAGGGCCAUCAGAGACAGUGGUGUGAAGCGAGAGGACCUCUGGAUAACCACCAAACUGUGGCACAGUGAUUAUGGCUAUGAAAACACAAAAAAGGCCUGCUUGGAGUCAUGUGAAAGACUUGGUGUUGAAUAUCUUGAUCUUUAUUUGAUUCACUGGCCUGAUGCACAGGUUCCAGGUAAAAGCAAUCGAGAGGUCCGAGCUGAAACCUGGAGAGCGAUGGAAGAGCUCUAUGAGAAAGGUUUGUGUAAAUCAAUUGGCGUAAGCAAUUUUCUUAUCAGCCAUCUUGAGCAACUAAAGGAGGACUGUGUGAUUACUCCACAUGUUAAUCAGGUUGAAUACCACCCUUUCCAAAGACCUCAGGAGCUGGUUGAUUAUUGUAGGAGCAGAGAUAUUGUUUUUGAAGGCUACUGUCCUUUAGCCAAAGGUGAAGCACUCACCCAUCCCACUGUCAUUCAGCUGGCAAAGAAAUAUGGCAGAACUCCAGCACAGAUUUGCAUACGCUGGAGCAUACAGAAUGGGAUUGUCACUAUUCCAAAGUCAACAAAGGCAGAACGGAUAGAGGAAAACUGCAAGGUGUUUGAUUUUACAAUAGCAGAAGAUGAUGUUGAAAUUCUGAAUGGAAUGCAUGAUGGGAGACAUGUUUCCUGGGAUCCAAGUUUUAUUGUGUGAAUCAAGGCUGCAGAAGUGUUCCUAUCACGCCUGUCCCCCCAACAUGACUUCCAAGGCAUUAUUUUAUGAGUAGCAUGUGUAAUACUGGUAAGUUCACAAAUCUACCAGACCAAGCAGACUGCGUAAUAUUCACACCUCUGUGGUUAACCCAUGCUUUUGAAAAUGGGGGUAAAGGUGGUGUAGCUCUUGCUGCUACUGAUUGAAUCCAAGGCAGUUAACUCUUUCCACCUUGCCACACCACUCCCAAAGCUUUGAAGCUCACCUGUCCCUAUUGGGCAUUGGGUAAAAAUAACAGAUGAGCCAACCUUCUGAUAAAUUUUUGUGUUGCUGUGUUGGGAGACUUUUUCUGUACCUA
This is a messenger RNA of Passer montanus (Eurasian tree sparrow), 1256 nucleotides long. RefSeq lists its product as uncharacterized. Gene Ontology annotation, molecular function: oxidoreductase activity. Bases 35 to 901 code for a protein of 288 amino acids. The transcript has 8 exons. The record is from RefSeq and is a predicted model, not a curated record. Lineage: Eukaryota; Metazoa; Chordata; Aves; Passeriformes; Passeridae.